AUGGCCAGCGAAGAGCGAGCCUACGGCGUGACGCCGCCCAUCUCCACGGCUCUACCGACCGACGCAGAGAACCAGGCGAAGGAGGCUCUCAUCGCAGAGCUUCGCAGGCAGAACACCUACGAGAGCCCUGCAGAGACUGCAAAGAGGCAAGAGACACAACAACACCCGCGCUACGGCGUUAUCCACCAGCUCCAGCUGAUCUGCGACGAAUUCGUGAGACGAGUGGCGCAGAAAAACAAAGAAGGCGAUAUCAUCAUUAGAGACGCGAGGGGCCAAAUCCUGACCUACGGUAGCUUUCGUCUUGGUGUUUUCGGACCCGGUUCCGACAUUGAUACCCUCGUCGUCGCCCCCAAGUAUGUCACCCGGAAAGACUACUUCGAUAUCUUCCCCGAUUUGCUGAAGGAGAUGGCUCCGCCCGGCGCCAUUACGGACAUGGCCGUCGUGACGGAUGCCUUCGUACCCAUCAUCAAGUUCGAGUUUCUGGGCAUUAGCAUCGACCUUAUCUUCUCCCGCAUCGCUAUGCUCAAGCAGUUGCCCAAAGACUUUUCUGUGCGGGACUCCAGCCUGCUUCGAGGUCUGGACGAGGCAGAGCUCCGAUCUUUGAAUGGCACUCGGGUAACCGACGAGAUCUUGAGCUUAGUGCCCGAGGAGGCCACCUUCAAACUGGCUUUGCGCGCCAUCAAGCUUUGGGCACAGCGGCGCGCAAUUUAUGCCAACAUCAUGGGCUUCCCUGGUGGUGUAGCGUGGGCAAUGCUGGUUGCGCGUGUCUGUCAGCUGUACCCAAAGGCUGCCAGUUCCGUCAUCGUGAAUAAGUUUUUCCACAUCAUGCGCCGCUGGCCGUGGCCACAACCAGUCCUCCUCAAGCACGUCGAGGGCGGCCCUUUGCAGGUUCGCGUGUGGAAUCCCAAGCUCUACAAGGGAGACCAAUUCCAUCUGAUGCCUAUCAUCACGCCCGCCUACCCUUCCAUGUGCGCUACUUACAACAUCACGCGCUCGGCCAUGACUGUCAUUGGGAAGGAGCUUGCACGAGGCUGCGACAUCACGGACAACAUUAUGAUCGGCAAGAGCCCCUGGAGCGAUCUGUUUGUCAAGCAUACGUUCUUCACUGAGGGAUACAAAUACUACAUUUCAGUCAUCACUGCAAGCACCGACAAGGAGGCGCACAAAGUCUGGUCCGGUUACGUGGAGUCCAAGGUGCGCGUCUUGGUCCAGAACCUGGAGCAGCAUCUGUCAAUAGCAUUGGCCCAUGCGUUCAACAAGGGCUACGAUCGCCGGCACAGGUGUUCCAACGACGAAGACGUGCAACGAGUUCAAGCUGGUAGUCUCGACUUCUUGGUCAGGGAUGGCGAUGAGCCAGUUGUGGAUAUCCCGAGAAAUGCGAAAGAGAAGACGCCAGUGGAAGAAGAGAAGGUGGAAACAAAGGUCAACUUGAACGGCAUCCCUGGACUCAAGGCGGAGCCGGGUACCGAAACAGGGCUCGACGCCAUUCCGGGACUUCAGAAAGAAGACAACGCGGUGAAAUCCAUCAAGGAUGAGGAUGUGUCCAAGGUCAAACUGGGGGAUCAUGAGCAGCAUCACUCCCAUACGGAAGUGUUCACGACAACGCAUUACAUUGGGCUGCAGCUUAGCGAAGGUGUGUACUGCUCUCGUCAGGAUUACUUCAAAGUCCCCGAUUGGAUGAAUGGCCACGGCGUAAUCGAUACUGACUUAUCAGGCGCCAAAUCCCUCGAUCUAUCCUACCAAGUGGACACCUUCAAGUCGUUGUGUACAGCAUGGGACAAAUACAAACCGGAACUGAACUCGUUAACAGUUCAGCACGUGCGAAGUUUCAACUUACCCGACGACGUUUUCGAGCCGGGCGAGAGGAAGCCCCAAAAGCCCCAGAGAAGGCAAGCAGCUACGAACGGUGCUGCACCGAUCAAGAAACGCAGUGCUUCAGAGGAGAAUCAACAACCGCCUGCCAAGCGUCAACAAGCCUCCGUCACAGCUGCUAGUUGA
Colletotrichum karsti is the source of this 1998-nucleotide messenger RNA. Its product is annotated as poly polymerase. Bases 1 to 1998 code for a protein of 665 amino acids. The record is from RefSeq and is a predicted model, not a curated record. Lineage: Eukaryota; Fungi; Ascomycota; Sordariomycetes; Glomerellales; Glomerellaceae. The transcript has 5 exons. Gene Ontology annotation, molecular function: poly(A) RNA polymerase activity; RNA binding. Gene Ontology annotation, cellular component: nucleus.